AUGCCGAGACUCCACACUCUCAACAUCCACGGUGGUGACAAUCGGGAUUUCCACACAGAUUUCGACGAUUUCCCCGAAGACAAUUUCUUUUGCGAUGCCACGACCUGCCCUCUCAUCGCCAAUCUGCGACCCUCCCGUCUCGUCCUCUACUCCUCGGCAGGCUGCUCCGGCGGGCUUUUCUGGUCAUCGCCCAUGCACCCAUUCCCUCCGCCCUGGAUUCGAGAGCUGACGGUCCACUUCCGGGUGCACCCAGUUGUUCAUACUCUCCGGCCGCCAUUCUACGAAUCUCUUCGUUCUGUCCCGCGCGGCAUAGAGAGGCUCCGCCUUGUCCUAGAGGUCGAGGAGAGGGACUGGGCGGAACACCCGUACGUCUCCGGAAACACGGAGAUGUUCUGGGACAGGCUCGCGGGGAAUGCGCAGAGGGUGGAGUAUAUCGGCGCGGAGAAUAUCCAGGCGAGAGGCACAAAUACCCCGUCCACGACCAAGAUCACGCCCGAGGAUAUUGCGCAGGAGAUCAGGGAGGCGGUCACGAAGCAGCUGAGGCAGAAGGGAUGGACAGAAGCGAAGGCUGAGGCGCGGGCAGAGGAAAUUAUCUUUACCACCAAGGAGGAGUACGAGAAGCGCCAGCGGCAGUAG
Messenger RNA from Dioszegia hungarica, 636 nucleotides. RefSeq lists its product as uncharacterized. The coding region runs from base 1 to 636 and encodes 211 amino acids. The transcript has 2 exons. The record is from RefSeq and is a predicted model, not a curated record. NCBI's taxonomy places the organism in Eukaryota, Fungi, Basidiomycota, Tremellomycetes, Tremellales, Bulleribasidiaceae.